GUGACUGCAAAGCUGAGAGAUCCAGCUAUAUAAACAACCAUACGCGUUGUUUUCACAAUGCUCACAAUGCCCUCGUUGUCCAAAUUUACCUUCCUUCGCAUUGACAGAUUCUAGAUCCUAAAGCUGUCAUUAUGUCUUCGGUAACCUCUCAACCACCCACCAUUAUCUCCACACCACAGACCCCGGAGGAAGAGGCCAAUCUCGCCCUUGCAAAGGAGUACAUGUCAAUCGCCUACUCCCCAACCCACAACAAAGGUGCCGAGUCGGUCCGUCACCUCUGCGCCCCGGACAGCUGGUUCUGGAGUCCAUCCACGUUCCCCGGCUGUUCCACGCCUAUGGAUUAUGCCGAAUCGCACGCCCACGUCAUGGCAUCCGUCAAUAACUUGCAUAUCGUCCGAUACGAUCAAGCGUGGGCGAAAGACGGGCACGUUUUGCUCCGCUAUACGGCGGAGGGCUCGCACGCGGGAAAGCCAUACAAGGGGAUUGAGAAGUCGGAUCCUCCGAAAAAGGCCAGAUGGAGCGCUGCUGCUAUUUUUGAAGUCCAGGAUGGCAAGAUCAAAAGCUUUACAAAGGAUUGGGAUCAGAAGGUUAUGCAGAUUCAACUUGGAUGGGCGCCGGUACAAGAUUCGGAAGAUCCACGGUGGAAUACAGCGAUGUUAGCAGAUCCGGAGGGCGCGAGACAUUUGGAAUAGUUGGAAUGAAACGCAGGGCUGGGUUGGUGAUAUACGCCGGGAUAUUUAUUGGCAGUUCAUGUGCUCAUGACAUUUAUGUUGCAUAGUUGCUUACUAUUGGCGAUCCUCAUUCCAGACUGAAUAUCAUGCAGGACACCG
Messenger RNA from Aspergillus ibericus CBS 121593, 830 nucleotides. RefSeq lists its product as uncharacterized. The record is from RefSeq and is a predicted model, not a curated record. The transcript has 2 exons. NCBI's taxonomy places the organism in Eukaryota, Fungi, Ascomycota, Eurotiomycetes, Eurotiales, Aspergillaceae. The coding region runs from base 132 to 692 and encodes 186 amino acids.